Caenorhabditis angaria is the source of this 523-nucleotide messenger RNA. Lineage: Eukaryota; Metazoa; Nematoda; Chromadorea; Rhabditida; Rhabditidae. The record is from the annotation of a GenBank genome assembly.
AUGAACUUCAACAGUUAUUUAUUGGCUCUCUUGAUUGUUUUGGCCCAAUGCUGUUUCGUCUUCUCACAGGUAUUUAUUUUUAUCAAAGAUCCCAAAACAAGAAAAUUCCGCUUUCAAACCAAAUAAAAUAGAAAACAUCCAAUUAAUUUUAAUUUGAAUUUUCCCCGGUUUUUGAUCUAUUGAAUAAUUUAACAUUUUUCUCAUGUUACUUCCUAAUUAGUAGUUUGGCACCAAAAAUUACUAGUUUUCUUUUUUAUUCUGAUGACGUGGAUAAUAAUAGUUUCAAGCUUCAGAUAAUUGUUUAACUAUUCCCACGCUUUAUACUUUCAGAGAAAAAGUUCAUACUGAUUAUAAAUAUUUUCAGAACUGGGAAGGUGAUUUGGAUGGUUCCUCAUUCCAAUAUCAACAAGCGGAUCCAGUCGAACAACGAUUCCUUUCCUACAAAAGAUCGAUUGAUGAUAAGAUUCGCAGUUUGAAGGAAAGAAACUCGAAUGGACAAUUCAAAAAUAUCCUUUUUGGUUAA